Molecule: messenger RNA, 2030 nt
Organism: Phoenix dactylifera (date palm)
Lineage: Eukaryota; Viridiplantae; Streptophyta; Magnoliopsida; Arecales; Arecaceae
Product: BNR/Asp-box repeat family protein
Source: RefSeq, a predicted model, not a curated record
AGCCCUGCAAGCGCAGCUGCCGCCGCCCGUCACCAGCACCGCUAAUUUUUUUUUUUCCCACCGCUAGAUCUCACCUAGUUUAACUUUGCAAGAUCAAGAUAUGAUAUUGGCUUCUCUUUCGGUCGAUAGUAGCACUCGACAGUGAGCGAUCGAUGUCCGUCGCCGCCCACUCCAACGGACGCAAGCAGGUGGGGAGGGUGGCGGUGGCGGCGUUGGGCAUCGCAGGGCUGCUGUCCCUCUUCCUCUCCGCCUCAUCCGGCCUGCAGCAGAGGCUGCUGCGCUGCCCCAAGGCCUGCUUCUUCUUCUCUGCGGCCUCCUCUUCCAUCCCGACCGCCACCACCGCCGAGGACCCUCAACCUCGUCUCCUAUUUCACAGCCAAAGAAGAGGGGGACGGCGGAUGGGGGAGAACAUCGUCGAUAACGACACCACCACGACCUCCUCCCGUUGGAAGAUAGUGAAGGAGGAGUUCACCUUCCCCGCCGGCACUGCCCCUUUCAAUAGUUGCCAUGCUUCCACCAUAGUCCAGGUCGGCAAGGAUAAUUUCUUGGCGGCCUACUUUGGGGGCACACGGGAAGGGGCUCCAGAUGUCAAGAUUUGGCUGCAGAGAUACACUGAUGGAUUCUGGCAUCCUCCAUCAGUUGUGGAUGAAGAAUCCGAGGUGCCCAUGUGGAACCCUGUUCUGUUUCGGCUUCCCUCCAGCGAGCUGCUCCUCUUCUACAAAGUUGGCCAGGACGUUCAAAAAUGGAGUGGUUGCAUGAAGCGCUCGCUCGAUAGCGGCAUUACUUGGUCGGACAGAGAACAGCUUCCACCUGGAAUUCUUGGCCCGAUCAAGAACAAGCCUCUCUUGCUGGACGGCGGCCGCCUGCUCUGUGGAUCCUCUGUGGAAAGUUGGAACUCUUGGGGAGCUUGGUUGGAGGUUACGAAGGAUGGUGGCCGGUCAUGGAGGAAAUAUGGGCCUAUCUACAUUGAAGAUGAAACCCUCGGUGUGAUUCAGCCUGUCCCAUACAAGACUGCCAAGGGGACUCUGCGCAUGCUGCUGCGGUCGUUUGAAACCGUAGGCUGGAUUUGUAUGUCCGAAUCAGUUGAUGGGGGCUUGACAUGGAGCUAUGCAACACCUACACAACUUCCUAAUCCGAAUUCAGGCAUUGAUGGAGUUAAGCUGAAGGAUGGGCGGCUCUUACUAGUAUAUAAUACCAUUUCAAGAGGGGUGCUGAAGGUUGCCUCCUCCAUGGAUGAUGGUGAUACCUGGGAUGAAAUAAUGACACUGGAGGAGAAUGCGGGAAUGGAAUUUUCAUAUCCAGCAGUGAUCCAGAGCACAGAUGGCCUCAUACAUGUCACUUACACCUACAAUAGGAAACAGAUCAAGCAUGUCAUCCUCCAGCCCAGAUAUCAUGAUUGUUCACGGCUACAAUCUGAAUGCAUCUCUCCGUCCGAUUCUUGACAUUUUCUGAAGAAUUAACCACUGACUCGGUCCCAGAUUUCAACCAGCAUGGAUAUGCUACUAGAACUCAAAAUAAAUCAUCAGAUGGGGAGAAAAGGGGUACAGACGAGGCCAUACACCAUGGACAGCAGAAAUUUGUUUAAAAAGGAACUGAAGACGCAAGCAAGCGACACAUGGUAUUGCAUGGUAGGGGCUUUGUGCUGUACAAUGAACAAAAGUAAUGUAUUUUGUGAAGACAACCAAUUUAAGUCAUCUUGGGUUCUCAUUCUCAGUUGUUUCUGCUCUUCAAUUUCUAAAAGAGAAGCAUCCUUAUGUAUCAAUAGCUGCUGCAGCAUGAAGAUGUAAUUCUUCAAAAAAUUAUGAAGCUAUUAAGCAGGUACAAUAUGUUAACUAUUCUAAGCUGCAGUUUGUGAAGGGCAAAGAGACAAAUGGUGCACCUUGUAAUAUGUCCUCUCCGCUGGCCUUGGGAUAAAUUGUGGCAGGGCUUGUCACUGCAAAAAUCCACCCUCCUUGUGGAUAGCUAUAGUGUUCCUGUCACAGGACCUGGUGAAAUGGACAAAUGAAAAGCAUAUACUUUUUUAAAUGUUA